AUGCAUAUAUCUUAUCUUUAUCUUUCAAUAGUUUUUUUUCUUGUGUCAUGCUCGUGGUCUUAUAUUGUUGAAGAGGAUAGUGUUGGACCAUGGCAUGCAACAAAAUAUUUAACACGAUCCAAUUGGACAUCAUCAUUAAAAGCGAAUAAUCAAUCUACUAAACUUCAUCAUCCAGUAUGGUUUGUUUUUCAUUAUCUUACUUAUUGUGGAUUUUGUAAACAAGCAAAACCUGGAUGGGAAGCUGCUGCUCAAUAUGCAGCAGGUUGGUCAAGAUAUAUUAAAAUAGGUGCAUAUGAUUGUGCUGAUGAAGAAACAUCUCAAAAUGAUAUUUGUCAAGAUGAAGCAUAUCCACAAUGGCGAAUAUAUUGUCCAUUAACAAAUACAACACAUAUAGCAUUUGAUUCAGAACGACGAAAUUCAGAUACUAAACCAGAAGAUAUUUUAAUGUGGUCAAUAAGAAAAAUAAAUAAAAUAGCACCUCAAUGUUAUGGAAAAUCGUGGCCAAUUCGUCAUGUCAUUGAACCGCAAACAAUCGACGAUUUAAAUAAUAUCAUUCCUAAACAGAUAAAAAAAUUUCAACUAUUUGUUUCGGAUGAUGUUCUACUCUAUAGCCUUUAUGUAUUAAAUAAUUCUAAAACUGUUUUCAAAGAACCAAUUUAUCGUUUACAUGCACAAAAUCCAAUUAAACAUGGUGACGGUAUUUGGAAAGGUACGAGAAAUGAUAAUGGACAAAUAGAACUUGAAAAAACUGAUUCAACAAAAGCAAUGGGUACAUUUGUAUUACAUACAAAUACUGUUAGUGAUAGCGAUGAAUCUAAACAUAAAAAACUUGGCUCAUUGAAACCAACAUUAAGUGAUAUUGAUAGUUCACUUGUUUGGAUGAUUCAGAAGGAUAUUCGAAGGAAAUUACCGGCACUAUUUGAAGAUGUCAAAAGUUGGCUUAAUGUAGUUCAUACAUAUUAUCCUGGAAGUGAUACAAUGAAGAGCUUUCUUCAUGAUUUAAUUGAAUUUAUGAAUAGUCGUCCAACAUUAUCAUCAAAAGAAUUACAAAGUUAUAUUAAUUUAACAUCGUCAAUAAGUUUACCUAAAAUCGAAUUUAAUCAUUGCAAUGGCUCUGAUCCAAGUAAACGUGGUUAUACAUGUUCAUUAUGGCUUUUAUUUCAUAGUAUGACUGUUAAACAAGCAAUACUUGCAGAAGAAAAUAGAUUACCAGCGAAUGUUCAACCACCAGAUAUGAUCGUAUCAAUUCGGGAAUUUAUCCGUAAAUUUUUUCUUUGUGAAGAAUGUGUUAAACACUUUACCAAUAUGACAGCUAAUGCAGAAAAUGAAAUCAAUUCUUAUAAAGAAAGUGUUUUAUAUAUCUGGCGAGGUCAUAAUACAGUGAAUAAACGACUUCGUGAUGACGAACUUACUAAUGAUCCAGCAUGGCCAAAAGUACCAUUUCCAACUAAACAAGAAUGUAAUUCAUGUGUUCGUCAAGUCGAUGAAAAUAAUGAUGCUGUAGAAUAUGAUGAAAAUGAAACAUAUAAUUAUCUUAAAGAUUAUUAUAAUUUACACAAAAUAUCCGAGAAAAAAAGUGCAGCAAUUCAUUAUCGAUAUAAUCAAUUGGUAUUAUUAUUAUCAUCUCUUAUCGUAUUUUUUCGUUUUUAA
Molecule: messenger RNA, 1650 nt
Organism: Adineta steineri
Lineage: Eukaryota; Metazoa; Rotifera; Eurotatoria; Adinetida; Adinetidae
Source: the annotation of a GenBank genome assembly